AUGAAUUUCUUGGGGCUGCGGUCCAAUCAGACUGCAGCUUCCGCGCCUGCUUCUGCUCCUGAAAUUCAGAAAGAGGUAACCCACCCUUUGAAACGUACGGCAACACUUGAGGGGCUCAUUGCCGAGGAUCCGUUCCCCGACACUAUGUUGGCUGGAAGUCGAAAUGGAGAAACUGAAGGUUAUAAUUACGAAAAUGGCAGCUUUGAACACUCUAAUGGAAAAAGUGACUCUCAUAUUGAAGGCGGUCAUAUUGAUGUUGCUGAAGGCGAAGGAUGGAUAGCCAUUCCUUACAAGGAACUGCCAACUGAUUGGAGCGAAGCUCCAGAUAUAUCUUCAUUUCGCUCUAUGGACCGAUCUUUUGUUUUUCCAGGUGAGCAAGUUCAUAUACUAGCUUGUUUCUCACCUUCUAAGCAGGAUAUGGAAAUUAUAACACCAUUCAAGGUUGCUGCGGUGAUGAAUAAAAAUGGGAUUGGAAGAAGUCCUAACAAGCAGAAUGCCAGCGUUGGUGGUGAUGGUGAAGAUGUGAAUCUGAACAGUCCAAGCAGAACUCAAGUUGAUUCUCAAAACUAUAUUACUGAUGGUGAAUCUCUUCUUAGGAAAGAAGACCGACGAAGACAGAUCGAAACAUUAUUGCAUAGUUUCAAUCACUCUCAUUUUUUUGUUCGAAUUGCGGAGUCAGAUGAGCAGCUUUGGUCUAAAAGGAGAGCUUCCCAAGCAACUUUGGAUUCUUCUGAGGUGGCCGAAAAAUUCAAUAUAGGAGGUUCAGAAAAUAUGUCCACGAGAAAGAAGAUUUCCUUGAGUGCAAUAGUGGAUAAAGGAGACACUCAUUCCAGCAUUACAGGUGGGCUGGCAAGAAAUGCUAUCAAGUGCCACGCACUAUCGAAUGGAGAUAUAGUGGUGCUUUUACAGAUAAAUGUUGGUGUUGAUUUGCUGAACGAUCCUGUACUUGAAAUUCUUCAAUUUCAGAAGCAUCAGGAUAGAGGUUUGACUCGUCAGAGUGAUGGUAGAAAUCUUCUUAAUGUGGAUCAUGAUCCAUGUGGGGAAUUGUUAAGGUGGUUGCUUCCGUUAGAUAAUUCAAUUCCUCCUCCAUCUCGUCCUUUAUCACCACCACUACCACAGCUAAGUAGUAGUUCAAGCAUUCGCAGCACAUCUAUUAAGCCCAGUUCAUCUGGCUCAUCCGGUUCUCAGAUGUUCUCAUUUGGCAACUUUAGAAGUUACUCUAUGUCCUCCUUGCCACAAAACAGUUCUCCAGCUCCACCUGUUACAAUUCCCAGUUCCAGACCAAACUUCGAAAUUGAUGAGAGGGAUCAAUUUUCGUUUCAGAAAAGUGAAUCUGGUCAAAAAAGCCAGAAUGAGGGGCUUUUAUCAUUCCGAGGUGUGUCGUUGGAGCCAGAAAGAUUUUCUGUGCGCUGUGGUCUCGAAGGCAUUUAUACACCAGGAAAACGGUGGAGGAAGAAAAUUGAAAUAGUUCAACCUGUAGAUAUCCAUUCUUUUGCUGCUGAUUGCAAUACUGAUGAUCUUGUUUGUGUUCAAAUAAAGAAUGUUUCUCCUGCACAUACACCAGAUAUUGUGGUAUAUCUUGAUGCUAUAACCCUCGUCUAUGAAGAAGCUUCUAGUGUUGGUCCACCUUUAUGUUUCCCAAUUGCCUGCAUUGAAGCAGGGGAUGAGCACAGUUUGCCCAAUCUGGAGCUCAGGAGAGGUGAAGAACACUCCUUCAUUCUCAAACCAGCAGCUUCGUUAUGGAAAGCUACUAAGAGUUGCAACCAAAAAGGUUCUCAGAUAUCAAGUUUACCUGGUGGGAGUGCAACAUCAUCCUGGCGUCAUUCUUCGUAUACUGAAUUAAAACAAAGUGGAUCCUCUGCUGAUCAUUAUGCCAUCCUCGUGUCUUGUCGCUGCAACUACACUGAAUCAAGGUUAUUCUUUAAGCAACCUACGAGCUGGAGACCUCGUAUUUCCAGGGAUCUUAUGAUCUCUGUUGCUUCUCAAAUGUCAAGGCAAACACUUGGGUCUGAUGGAAGAGUGGCUCAGCUUCCAGUUCAGGUGUUGACUCUUCAGGCUUCAAAUCUGACAUCUGAAGAUCUAACAUUGACAGUUCUUGCUCCAGCAUCAUUUACUUCACCUCCUUCUGUGUUGUCAUUGAGCUCUUCACCGUCAUCACCAAUGAGUCCCUUAUUCAAUGCUUCUUUCUUUACAAACGUUAAUACUGCAAGCAGUAUCAGUGCUGGGCAUAGUCAGACUUCCGUACUGGAUCAUGUUCAGAGAAGUGAAGCAUUUCAGUCGAUUUCGCUCACUGAGCAAGACUUUGCCAUAUCUGAUGUCCUUCCUAGUAGUGAUGUAGGUUGUACACAUCUCUGGCUGCAGAGCAGAGUGCCUCUUGGGUGUGUGCCAGCUCAAUCUACAGCAACUGUCAAGCUUGAGGUACUUCCUUUGACGGAUGGAAUCAUCACUCUUGAUUCUUUGCAGAUUGGUGUCAAGGAGAAAGGGAUUACCUAUGUACCGGAGCAUUCAUUGAAGAUCAAUGCUACCACGAGUGUUACCACUGGAGUAGUCUAA
Oldenlandia corymbosa var. corymbosa is the source of this 2553-nucleotide messenger RNA. NCBI's taxonomy places the organism in Eukaryota, Viridiplantae, Streptophyta, Magnoliopsida, Gentianales, Rubiaceae. The record is from the annotation of a GenBank genome assembly.